ACGGUUGUCGCUGCAUUUCUCGCCAUGAAUUCACGGGCUUAUGCAGGAGCUGGUGCAAUGUCAUCGCCUCGCUAGCAGGCAGCAAACUGGAAGGGUGAAACACCUGGAGCGGGCUGCAGACAUCAGUGGCCUCACUAAUGCAGGCUGAGCCUCGAUAGUGUCGGUGAAGAAGAACAGGCCUCGCUGUGAUGCUUUUCUCGUCGGUUUAAGAAAAAAAAGGAGGAAUUGUAUUCACCUCGACAGGAAGCGAGACCGGGAAGUUAAUGAGUCAAAACCUGCUUUUUUGAGGAUAACUGGACUGUGUCCCGUGCACCGCUCAAAAUGGCUAUUGCGCGGCAAUUUGGACUCCUGUUGUGGAAAAAUUAUCUUCAGCAGAAACGUCAAAUCCUGGUAACCCUGGUGGAGAUACUGCUACCACUGCUCUUCUCCUGCAUCCUCAUUGUGCUUCGUCAGAAGGUGCCCAUUAAGAACUACCCAAAUGCCACAGUCUAUGAGAGCUACGACGUUAACGAACUACCAAGGAGCUCAUUGAAACACUUUCAGCUGGCUUAUGUGCCCGGUAACUCCAGUGUGGUGCGACAGGUGGCAGAGGAUGUGCGAAGCAGCCUUCUCUUCUCUGCAGUGCGUGGCUUUGAGACAGAGGAGCAGUUCGAGGAGUAUGUGAGAAAUGACUCUCAGUCAGGAAAGCUGCUGGCUGCUGUGGUGUUUGAGCAUCCAUUCACCCACGAUGAUGAACCUCUGCCCCUGAAGGUGAGCUACCAUCUGCGAUUCAGCUUCACCCCACGUAAUGCCCCAGCCAAGGAGAAGUUUGAGCUGAACCCCAACAGCGACCUUGACUGGCACACGCUCAGCCUCUUCCCCCUCUUCCAAAUGCCAGGGCCGAGGGAGCAGUAUGACAAGGAGGGGGGCACACCCGGUUAUUACCGGGAAGGAUUCCUUGCUGUACAGCAUGCAGUGGACCGAGCCAUCAUGCGCUCUUACAACAAGACAUCUGCUUCCUCUCUGCUGCGACAGACCCGAGUGGUCCUAUCGCGGUUUCCUUACCCGGCUUUUAUAUAUGACGUCUUCAUCCUGGCUAUUCAGAACCAGCUGCCCCUAAUGCUGGUGCUCAGCUUUACCUACACUUCGCUCAACAUAGUGCGUGCCGUGGUGCAGGAGAAGGAGAGGAAGCUGAAGGAGUACAUGAGGAUGAUGGGCCUUAGCAACUGGCUCCACUGGAGCGCCUGGUUCCUCAUGUUCUUCCUCUUCCUCUCCAUUUCAAUCUUUCUCGUCAGCCUACUCCUUUGUAUCCAUAUUAGCCCUAAUGGAGCAGUGCUGACCUACAGUGACCCCACGCUGGUUUUUGUCUUCCUGCUCUUCUUCACUGUGGCCACCAUCAACUUCAGCUUCAUGAUCACUGCCUUCUUCUCACGAGCAAAUGUGGCGGCAGCAGCAGGCGGCUUCACCUAUUUCCUGAGCUACUUGCCUUACUUGUUCCUGUGGCCACGCUAUGACCUAAUGAGCCAUACCCAGAAGGUGUCAGCCUGCCUCAUCUCCAACGUGGCCAUGUCUAUGGGUGCUCAGCUCAUAGGAAUGUUUGAAGGCAAAGGAACGGGAAUCCAGUGGUCAAACUUGUUUGACUCGGUGACUGUGGACGAUGACUUCUCCAUGGGCCAGGUGUUGUGCUUGCUGCUGUUUGACGCGGUGCUCUACGGGUUGGUGGCCUGGUACAUGGAGGCCGUUUUUCCAGGAGAGUACGGUGUGCCUCUGCCAUCUUACUUCUUCCUACUGCCUUCAUACUGGUGCAGCAGCCCCCGCAUGGCUCUAGUGAAUGAGAAAGAGGAAGAGGAGGAUGCAGAGAAGGCUCUGAAAGGGGAGUUUAUAGAGGAGGAGCCAUCGGGACUCGUCUCGGGGAUCAAGAUAAAACACCUCGCUAAGGAAUUCAGAAUGGGAAACAAGACAAGACAGGCUGUGCAGAAUCUAACGUUGAACAUGUUCGAAGGACAGAUCACGGUGCUGCUCGGACACAACGGUGCAGGGAAGUCCACGACAUUGUCCAUGCUCACAGGACUGUUUCCCCCUACCAGCGGCAGAGCCUAUAUCAACGGCUACGACAUCUGCCAGGACAUGGCUCUGAUCCGCCGCAGCCUCGGACUCUGUCCCCAGCAUGAUGUCCUGUUUGAUAACCUCACCGUCAGAGAGCACCUUCUCUUCUAUGCACAGCUGAAAGGCUUCUCCAGAGACAAGAUUCCAGACGACGUAGACCGCAUCAUCCGUAUCCUGAACCUUGAAGAUAAGAGACACGCUCGCUCCAAGACCCUCUCCGGUGGCAUGAAGAGAAAGCUAUCCAUUGGCAUCGCCCUCAUUGGAGACUCCAAGGUGGUGAUGCUAGAUGAGCCCACAUCAGGUAUGGAUCCAUCAGCUAGACGUGCCACCUGGGACCUCCUGCAGGGGGAGAAGCGUGGUCGCACCAUCCUGCUCACCACACACUUCAUGGACGAGGCUGACCUGCUCGGUGACCGCAUCGCCAUCAUGGCAGGAGGAGAGCUGCAGUGCAGCGGGUCACCACUUUUCCUUAAAAACAAAUAUGGUGCUGGCUACCACAUGGUGAUAGUAAAGGACGCUCUUUGUAACGUGUCUGAGAUCACCCGCCUCGUCCACAUGUAUGUUCCUAAUGCCACACUGGAGAGCAGUGCGGGCGCCGAGCUCUCUUUCAUCUUGCCCAAAGAAAGCACCAGCAGGUUUGAGCUGCUGUUUGCUGAGCUGGAGAUGAACAGGGAGGAGCUGGGAAUCGCCAGCUAUGGAGCUUCUGUAACCACUAUGGAAGAGGUUUUCCUCAGAGUGGGAAAGUUAGUGGAUUCUAGUUUGGACAUCCAGGCCAUCCAGCUGCCAGCGCUACAGUACCAACAUGAGAGACGCUCCAAUGACUGGACCGCCGAUGACGCCAGCACCACCAGCGGCAUGACGGAUGUCACUGACUUCACAGACAGCGGCACGCUCAUCUCAGAGGACUGCUCCAACAUCAAGCUGAACACCGGAGCCAGACUAUACCUGCAACAGUUCUACGCCAUGUUCUUAAAGAGGGCGCUCUACAGCUGGAGGAACUGGAAGGUGAUGGUGGCUCAGUUCCUGGUCCCUUUAGUCUUCACCAUUUUGGCCUUAGUUGUGGCACGCAGCUUGCCAAAUUCCAACAACGCUCCGCAGCUGAGGCUGGCCCUCAGCCUGUAUGGCCCCACCAGGGUUCCUGUGGCUGUACAGCCGGGAGUGGGCCCUGUGACCUCUGCCCUGGCAAAAACAUACAGCUCACAGCUCUCUGCCCAGCUUGGCGAGCUCGUCAACAUCACAGUCUUCACAGAUUACAUCCUGAACCAGGCAGAGGAAGAAGGUGGCAGCUUUAAUGAGCGCUGUGUGGUGGGUGCAGCUUUCCGUGGCAGCAACAGCAAAUAUACAGAAGCGACAGCCUAUUUCAACAAUGCAGGCUACCAUACACCCGCCACAGCCCUCAUGAUGGUGGACAAUGCUCUGUUCAAACUUCUAGCAGGGCCGAAUGCUUCCAUACAGACGGGCAACUACCCAAUGCCACGCAAUAUGUCUGAGACCGCCCAGAGCCAGCUCAGAGAGGGAAGAACCGGUUUCAUCAUUGCGAUCAACCUGAUGUACGGUAUGGCGUCCCUGUCCAGCACGUUUGCACUACUGCUCGUAACAGAGUCUUCUAUCAAGUCCAAGCAUGUGCAGCAGGUCAGCGGAGUCUACCUGUCAAACUUCUGGUUUUCUGCCCUGCUGUGGGACCUGAUCAACUUCCUGCUGCCCUGCCUUCUCAUGCUGGUGGUUUUUCAGGCAUUCGGAGUCAAGGCUUUCACAGACAACAGCCACAUGGUAGAUGUGUUGUUGUUACUGCUGCUGUAUGGCUGGGCGGUUGUGCCUCUUAUGUACCUGCUCAGCUUCCUCUUCACCAGUGCAGCUACUGCCUAUACACGCCUCACCAUCUUCAACAUUAUCUCUGGCACGGCCACCUUUCUGUCCGUCACCAUUUUGGCUAUCCCAGAGUUAAAUAUGAAGCACCUGUCGUUCUUACUGGAUAAGGUUUUUCUGAUCUUCCCAAACUAUUGCCUGGGCAUGUCCUUCAGCCAGUUCUACCAGAACUACGAAUUCCUCACGUUCUGCACCUCCAGUCCACCAUUCAGUCAGAUAGCGUGUGGACUGAUGAACAUUACCUGGCAGCCAAAUUAUUUCUCGAUGGCUGAACCUGGUGUGGGACGCUUCCUUGUGGCCUUCUCGAUACAGGGUUUAGUCUUCAUUAUUCUGCUGUUUGUCAUUGAGCUGCAGUGUGUCCGCACUCUCCGGCGACUCAUCACCUCCCUGUUCAGGAGACAUAAACAGUUACCUCACAUGGAGGAUGCAGCCGUGCUUCCGGAGGACAGGGAUGUGGCUGAAGAAAGAAAGAGGGUCCUGGAGUGUCAGCCAGUAGUAGAGUCUAUGGUUGGCAGCCCACUCGUGAUGCAGGAGCUCAGCAAGGAGUACCGCAGCGGGUCGACUCUUCUCGCUGUGGACAGGCUGUCUUUAGCUGUAGGGAAAGGGGAGUGUUUCGGCCUCCUGGGCUUCAAUGGAGCAGGCAAGACCACGACUUUUAAGAUGUUGACAGGUGAUGAGACCGUGACCUCUGGGGAUGCCUACAUUGAUGGAUACAGCAUCUUGAGAGACAUUAAAAAGGUGCAGCAGCGCAUUGGUUACUGCCCUCAGUUUGAUGCUGUGUUGGACCACAUGACCGGAAGAGAAACUCUGAGUAUGUAUUCCAGGCUCAGAGGAAUACCAGAGAGGCAUGUUUCUGGCUGCGUGGAGAAUGUCCUGAGGUCACUGCUGCUGGAGCCUCACGCUGAUAAACUGGUCCGCAGCUACAGUGGAGGUAACAAGCGGAAGCUGAGUGCAGGCAUGGCUCUCAUUGGUGGGCCUCCGGUCAUCUUCCUGGAUGAGCCUUCGACAGGGAUGGACCCCGUGGCUAGGAGGCUGCUGUGGGACGCUGUUACACGCACACGAGAGUCUGGAAAGGCCAUAAUCAUCACUUCUCAUAGUAUGGAGGAGUGUGAGGCUCUGUGUACCAGGCUGGCAGUGAUGGUCAACGGUCAGUUCAAGUGCCUUGGGAGUCCUCAACACCUGAAGAGCAAGUUCGGCAGCGGCUACACCCUGCUGGCCAAAGUACACAUCGAGGCUGAGUUGGAGGACAGCGACCUGCAGCUUUUUAAAGACUUUAUUGAAAGUACCUUCCCAGGAAGUCAACUAAAGGAUGAGCACCAGGGAAUGGUGCACUAUCAUUUGACAGACAAAACGCUAACCUGGGCACAGGUGUUUGGCACUUUGGAGGCAGCCAAAGAGAAGUAUCAGAUUGAAGACUACUGUGUGAGCCAGAUAUCACUGGAGCAGGUGUUCCUUAGCUUUGCCCAGUUUCAGCACUGCAUAGAGUGUGGGAGGAAGUAAGUGGAGCGAGGAAUCCGUCCAUCCAUUGACAGUUUUCUACAGUCCUAUAUGUGUUAGUGUGUGUGUAACACCUGUGUGCAUCCACAGGCUGGAGCAGGUUUUAUCUCUGGCUCCAUGUUUACCUUGACAAACAACACAUACAAAGAUACACUUUGGGCGAGUGACAUCAACAACAUUUACUAGUGUAUAACGUUGGUGUGUCUUUGUUGGGAGAUUCAUGCUAUUCUUGUUGUGUGACGAGGAAGUACUAGGAUUGGCGAUUAUGACUCCUAGAGGAUGAUUAUUUUCAAGUAAAGAACAAAAGUUCUGCACAUUUUUAGUGAGGUCAAAGUCAAUGACACCCCUCAUUAGAUACUACAACUCUGAAUUGUGUGUGACAGGGGUUUUUUGUGUACAGUUUGUCUUUUUUUUGUUAUUUAUGAUUGUAUUUUUAUUAAUUAUGUCUCCAAUAAUUGUGAGCUUUUUUCUGUGAUCAUCAAUCAUCACAAGAGUAUGAACCACUCCAUUUAAUACGUGUAUGAAAUUGUUACACACCUUUGCGCCUUAUCUAACUACUGAGGGUUCUUGUUUCUUUAUAUUGCCCAAUACAAAAUGCCUGGUUAUCCUCAAGAGCCUCUUAAUGUUGUUGCCAGAUGUAAAUAUUGUUAUGCCUUCAUGGUACUAAAAAACACAUAAUCAUCAGGCCAGAGCAGAACCUUUUCUCAUUUGAAGACUGUUUUGUGUACAUUAUUGAAUGCAUGCAUACAAUACGAAUUACAGAGUGCAUGAUACUGGAUUAGCAAAGAGCUGCUGGAGAUUGCAAAAAGAACGCCCUUAUUGAGGGCUAAUCCUCAGAGGACAUUUAGUCCAGUCUGAGACAUUUGAUUACGCCUCCAUUGUUAAGGUCUUAUGAACCAUGUUUUCUUGGUUUCCUGCUAAACAAGUUACAGCAACAGUGUGUUACCAUGCGAUAUCCAGCCUUUACAGUUUACACAAAGAUAUUUAGAAAUAGAUCAUUGUGUGACACAGGAGACUUUUUUUCACAAGUUGCAGCAAUAGAAUUGGCAAUCCUUUUACCUUGAAUGUAAAAUUACAUUCCUAUUCUAAAUGAAACAAACUUGAGCUGAAUGUAUUUUACUGUCUGACCUGAAAGCAAAAAGCAGGCAGUGAUUAACUUUAUUAACAGCUUCAUAUGAUUUACAGAUGUUGUUAUGUGUGCGUGAGAAGACUAGUAAGGAGACUGACAUUCCAGAAAGACAUGGAUAUGUGACUCGUUGGUCUUUAAAGGAAAUUAUCCUCCUAAUUUUGACUUUUGUUAAAUUUUUGUGUUUAUUUGCACUUCAUUACAUGUAUGACUUGAAUCAAUUGCAAUGUAAGAUACAUACGUCAUUUGAGGAGAAAUGGAAAUGCUUGCACUGCUGAUAUUGAAUGAUGAAGUUAUGCUGAAAAACAGUGUAUCGUAUUUAAAAAGGGAAUUCACAUCAUUGUAAUUGUGUACUGUAGCCUACUGUACCAUGAAACUGACCAUGUCGACUGUAUAUGUAUCGCUUUUAAAUUAAAUAAUGCUCUAUGCAAAUGGAAGCAAA
Molecule: messenger RNA, 7016 nt
Organism: Eleginops maclovinus (Patagonian blennie)
Lineage: Eukaryota; Metazoa; Chordata; Actinopteri; Perciformes; Eleginopidae
Gene: abca3b
Product: ATP-binding cassette, sub-family A (ABC1), member 3b
Exons: 31
Coding region: 322-5451 (1709 amino acids)
Biological process (GO): transmembrane transport; lipid transport
Cellular component (GO): intracellular membrane-bounded organelle; membrane
Molecular function (GO): ATP binding; lipid carrier activity; ABC-type transporter activity
Source: RefSeq, a predicted model, not a curated record